Molecule: messenger RNA, 312 nt
Organism: Zychaea mexicana
Lineage: Eukaryota; Fungi; Mucoromycota; Mucoromycetes; Mucorales; Lichtheimiaceae
Exons: 1
Coding region: 1-312 (103 amino acids)
Source: RefSeq, a predicted model, not a curated record
AUGCCAAUGUGCUUAAGUAAACUUGAACCCGUUUUACCCAAGGAUGAUCGACAUUGCAACAUCUGCAACAAGAGUUUCACACGCCGCCGAGAUCUAAAGCGCCACAUCCGUUCUAGCAAAGCCCACAGAAACAAGGACAUUGCCAACUGCGAAUGCCCCAUUUGUGGCAAGAUGUUUACGCGACCCGAUAUUCAAAAAAAACAUCAAGCCAACAAGAGCUGCCUCGGUCGACUAUUCAGGAUACUCCGGGAUGCAGGAAUGGUCAUACCACAAACCGAUAUCACUGACGACAAUGCUAUGGUUCUGUAUUAG